CGACAGAUUCUCAAAACGACAUGACCCGACGUGCGACUCAGAAUCUCACCAUCGCGAAAAUCCAUCACGACAUCUGCCGCUAUGCCAAACGGAACCGGUCCGCCCCACAUCGGGCCAUGACGUCUCUGCAUCACAGGCUCGACGUGUGGGGCCAGGGUCGAUACCGGUUGGAUGACAUCGGGCUGGAUACCAAUCAUGAAGAACUCUGUGUGUUGGGCUACGUGCAGGAUUUGACGGACCGACAGACAUAAAUAAGAAGGGGGAAUUCCGAAUGUUUGGAAGCGACGGCACAUCUUCAUCCCAGCCAUCCCACGUGGCAGACAAACUCAGACAACAUGUCGGCGGCCAAUGACAAGAGGAUCGAGAAUAGCAACGCCCUGGAGCUUGCCGGGGGGUCAGACGAGCAGACCAGGCCUGCCUCUCGCCUCACGAGGUGGUACCGCAGCCCCCUAUUCAACGUCAUUCUCGUCGGACUCAUCUCCUUCACCCAACCAGGCAUCUGGAACGCCCUGAACAACACCGGCGCGGGCGGUCAGCAAGAGCCGUACCUGGUAAAUGGGUCGAAUUCCCUGACUUUUGGGAUCAUGGUGUUUGGCUGCACCAUCUUUGGAAUAGUGGCCAACAGGAUAGGCGUCAAGAAGGUCUUGAUCAUCGGCACGCUUGGAUAUGCCCCGUACUCGGCAUCCUUGUAUGUCAACAACCGCUACGGCACCGAGUGGUUCGUCCUCUUUGGCGGAGCGACCUGCGGCAUUGCCGCCUCUGCUUUGUGGGCGUCCGAAGGUGCCAUCGCGCUGGGAUACGGGGAUGUCAAGGACCGUGGCAAGUUCACCGGCAUCUGGCUCGGUCUCCGCGAGCUCGGCCAGCUCAUUGGGUCCUCCAUUCAACUCUCCCUGAACGUCAGUACCAGCAGCCGAGGCAAGGUCGGCUACACUACGUACUUGGUCCUCAUUGCGCUGCAAUGUCUGGGGCUUCCGCUCGCCCUCCUCGUCUCGCCGCCGGAAAAGGUCAUCCACAGCGACGGCCGGCGUGGCCGUGUCGUGGCCAAGGAUACUACCAUCAAAGCUGAGCUGAGCAAGACAUGGAAGCUGAUAAAGAGGAAGCAAAUGUUCUUGCUCAUCCCUAUCCUGGUUGGCUUCAACUUUAACGGUACCUACCUAGGCAUUUACAUGACCAAGUACUUCUCGGUCCGGGCUCGAACCCUCGGAUCGCUUGUUUCAGGCAUCGCUGCCACCUUUGCUAAUAUAUUCUGGGGCUGGUUCUACGACCUCAAGUACUUCAGCCGCCCAACUCUGGCCAAAAUCUGCUGGCUUUUUUUCGUUAUCACCAUGCUGGCAUCUUUUGGCUGGCAGGUAUCCAAUGAGAAACUUUACGGCGACUCCAACCCUAGAGUCACGCUUGACUGGGAGAACCCGGGCUUUGGUCGGGGUUUCGCGUCUAUGGUGUUCUUGCGGUUCCUGAACGAGUCGCACUACAUGUUCGUUUACUGGAUCGUGGGCGCCUUCUUCGACGACAUCGAAACCCUGACACUGGCCGUCAGUCUCGUGCGAACCUUCGAGUCCGUGGGCUCCAGCGUCUCAUUUGGCAUCGGCGCGGCUGCCGUGUCGCCAAUGAUCAACCUGAUCAUCUCGUUUGUCAUGUUCGGCCUCACCAUUCCCGCCACAUCGGCGGUAGUGUUCAUGGUUCCUGAGCGUCCGGUCGAUCUGCGGAAGGAUGUUGAUGGAUCGUCGUCUGGGGAGGAAUCUGAGGUUGCUGAUGGGAGCGGGGUGUUUGCGAAGGCGGCAGAGUCAUCGGGCCCUUUGAAGGGUUGAAAAUUGUUGAAGUUCGUCAACAAUGGGAGAGCGAAGAUGGCAACCUCCACCAUCUUACUUAUGCCGCCGUUCUGAUGUCAUGUCAGAGAAACCCGGAUUUAGGUAAUCGAGGUGAGGUAGUCUAGUACCUCAAUUAGACGUCAUUGCCAUGGACCUUUC
Molecule: messenger RNA, 1967 nt
Organism: Parathielavia appendiculata
Lineage: Eukaryota; Fungi; Ascomycota; Sordariomycetes; Sordariales; Chaetomiaceae
Product: MFS general substrate transporter
Exons: 5
Coding region: 336-1808 (490 amino acids)
Biological process (GO): transmembrane transport
Molecular function (GO): transmembrane transporter activity
Source: RefSeq, a predicted model, not a curated record